AUGGCUGAACAAGUCCCAUAUGGUGUGGCUACCAGCCUGAUCAACACGUUGGCUUCAUUGGCCUUUACAGAGAUCGCAUCCAUUUAUGGGGUCGAAGAUGACAUUGAAAGGCUGAAGGAAACUGUUGAAGCCAUCAAAGCUGUGCUCGUUGAUGCUGAUCAAAAGCAGCAGAAUGAUGAACUCAUCAAGCUUUGGAUAAGGAAGCUCAAACAAGUUCUCUACGAAGCAGAUGACUUGCUCGAUGAACUCCACACUCAGCAUUUGCUACACAUGAGGGAUGGAAAAGGAAAGGUACGCGACUUCUUUUCAUCCUCGAAUCCGAUUGCUUUUCGCCUCAAAAUUGCUCAGAAUAUUCCAAAGAUUCGAAAGCAGUUUAAUGAUAUUGCAGAAGAUGUGGCUAGGUUGAAUUUAGAUCGGGGAGUUGUUGUGAUGGGGCAUGGUGAGAGUAACUUGAGGGAAACAAGCUCUUUUGUGUACCAUGAGGAUAUUAUUGGCAGGGAGGAAAACAGGAAGGACAUAAUUGAAUUAUUGCUGAAUAGUAAUAAUGGCAAUCAAAAUGCUUUCUUGGUUGCUAUUGUUGGUAUUGGGGGUCUAGGUAAAACUACUCUUGCACAAUUGGUGUUCAAUGAUGCUAGAGUGAAAAACUUUUUCACAAAGCAGAUGUGGGUGUGUGUUUCUGAAGUCUUUGAUGUCAAAGAACUUGUUAAAAAGAUAUUAAAAUCAUUAGUUGGCCGUAUAAAGGAUGAUCACUCAUUAGAAUCGCUUCAAUAUAAACUUCAACAAAAAUUAAGUGGCCAAAAUUUUUUGCUAGUUUUGGAUGAUAUUUGGAAUGAGGAUGGUGAAAAGUGGCAACAUCUGAGACAAUAUUUAAUGUGUGGUGUUGAAGGUAGUAGGAUUUUGUUGACUACACGUCAUCAAUCGGUAGCCAACAACAUGGGUGUUAGAAUGCCAUAUGUUUUGAGAGGUUUGACAAAUGAUCAGUCUUGGACUUUGUUGAAAAGAUUGGCAUUUGAUAAUAAUAAAGUAAUCACCCAAAAUCUUAAGUCUAUUGGCAAAAAAAUUGCUAAAAAAUGUGCCGGGGUUCCACUGGGGAUAAGAGUCAUAGGAAGAUUGUUGCAAUCAAAAUCAAAUGAACGUGACUGGGAAGCUAUCUUGAAAGGUGACUUUUGGAAGAAGUUAUCUGAAAAUAAUGAUUCAAUUAUGCCAAUAUUAAAGUUGAGCUAUGACAGUUUGACAAUUGAAUUAAAACAGUGUCUAGCUUAUUGUUCUUUAUAUCCAAAAGAUUGGACAUAUGAAAAGGAUAGUUUGAUUGAAUUGUGGAUGGCACAAGGCUUCCUUGGAUGUCAAGAGGAGCAACAAUGUCUAGAGGAUGUUGGUGAAGAGUAUAUUCAUAUUUUGUUGAUGAAGUCAUUCUUCCAAGAUGUUGAGAUGAAUGAAUAUGGGGAAAUACAAUAUUUUAAAAUGCAUGAUUUGAUGCAUGACUUGUCCCAAUUAGUUGCCGGCUCAGAUUAUUGCUCAAAUUUUGAGGAUAGGAAAAAUGUUACAAGUAGCCCUAUGCAUGUUUCUUUUGAACAGCAUAACUCCAAUUGUUCAUUAGACAUGAUGGGUGCAAGUAGAUUGAGAACCAUUCUUAAGACCAACAAAGUCUCUGGAAUGAGUGAUCCAUCUAAUUUAUUAAAGUCCAGGCGCUUGCGAGGUCUAGAUUUGUCAUUAUAUAAGAUGAGAGAUAUGCCUGAAUCAAUAGGUAAAAUGAAUCAUUUGAGGUAUCUAGAUCUCUCUUAUUGUCUCAGUUUGAUAAGUUUGCCCAAAAGUAUAAGCAACUUAGUCAAUCUGCAAACAUUGAAAUUGCGUGGGUGUAGCAAUAUGAAAUUUUCCAUAGAUAUUGUCACAAAACUGAUAAACUUGCGCCGACUUGAUAUAGAAAAUUGUGAGGCCUUCGAAGAUGGGAUGCCAAUCGGAUUGUGCAAGAUGACAACUCUGCAGAGUUUGUCAAAUUUCGUAGUGGGGAAUGACGAUAAGAAGAGAAAGAAAGCCAAAUUGAAUGAAUUGCAAGAACUUAACCUCAGAGGUACGUUAGUGAUUAAGAAUCUUGGUUUAGUCAAGGAAGUCAAGGAAGAGUCCAAGGAUGUUAAUUUGAAAGCAAAGAAGAACCUCAUGUCUUUGACACUUGAUUGGGGACAUAUAAUAGAGGUGGAGAACGGUGAUACUUUGCAAUUAUUGCGAAACCUUCGCCCUCAUCCAAAUCUGAAGGAAUUGAAUGUGCACGAUUACUCUGGGGAAAGGCUUUCCAAUUGGCUUCUGUCACUUAGAAAUCUUGUUGAACUAACUAUCUCAGGCUGUCGUAGCUGUGAAUACUUGCCAGUGUUGGAAGGAUUGAUUUCUCUCAAGACGCUAUGCAUAUCAAGUAUGGAUGCUUUGAAGUACAUAUGCUAUGAAAGAUGUUCCUCAUCAAUGGCAAAAGACACAACUAGCUUCUACCCAUCUUUGGAGGAUUUAAGUGUGAGUUUUUGUAAAAGAUUGAGGGGAUGGAAAAGGGAGACAGAUGUGAAGAAUAGUGGAAGAGAUAAUGAGAAGCAUCAUUCACUACCACCAUUUUCUUGCCUUUCAUCUUUAAAAAUUUCACAUUGCCCAAACUUGACUUGCAUGCCUACCUUUCCAAAUCUUGCGAGGCAACUCGAGUUUAGUAACUCUAACACAGAGCCAUUGCUAGGCACAUUAAAGAUGAGUAGGACUGGGCCAUCUACACCAAAAGAAUUGGAUGCGUCUUAUUCUCUUUCCAUGCUCAAGUAUCUAUGCAUUGAGGAGAUAGACAUGAAUGCAUUUCCAGACGAAUGGAUGCAAAAUUUUACCUCUCUUCAGCAUCUUAGUAUCAAGCGUUUAUCAAGUCCAGAAAAACUAUUUCAUCAAAUGCAACAUUUAUCUGCUACACUUGAACAACUCAGUAUUUCAAACAUUGACAAGCUUCAUUCAUUAAGGGCUAAGGACCUUCGUUGCCUUCAUUCUCUCAAACGAAUCGAGUUUGAAUGGAUUCUUAAACUCAAGGCUUUGCCGGAGUGGAUUUGCGAUCUCCAGUCACUCCGAUCAAUCUUUAUUUCUGACUGUGAAAGCUUGAAGUCACUUCCAACACGAAUGCGUUGUUGCCUCAAUAAUUUACAUUCACUACAUUUGAGUGGAGAAGAUAUGCCUUUAAUGAAAAGAUGUAAGAGAGAAACAGGAGCAGAGUGGCCUAACAUUGCUCAUAUUCCAAAUGUAGUGCUCGAUUUCCGCAAUUCUGAACGCGCAAACUUCUGAAGCUUGCCAUUUUUCAAAGAGAAGAGUUCACAGACCAUGCUUUGGUCGUUGCAUAUUUUGAGCAAAGUAUUAAAUUUGGAUGCAGUAAUUAAGAGGAAGAUUUGUUAGACUCUUGAGCUUACUCAUACCAAAACAUGCUUGAUACUUUCUAUGAAGGCAAAGCUUUUUUAAUUUAAAUACAUUGAAUGUCAUUGGAGAGAAUAACAAAUCUAGACAGAAAUUUCAGGUGAAGAUGGCCAUGUUCAUAUUUGAUUCCUGGGAUAGUCAUGAUUACUGCUUUGGUGAAGAGCUGAUACUUGAAAAUCUCAGGUUUCAUAGCUUUGGGUGAACAGUAAUAUCACUUAAUUAAAUCGAGGAAUCUCCAUGAUGAAGGGUAAAGAGCUUAUUGGAAGUUUAUGAUUGUAAUUUUAUGAGGACAUGCCAUAUUUAUCUUUGUGUUUAAAUGUCAUUUAAGAAUAUUGUAAGGACUUUUGAUAUAGUGGAAUUUUUCGGAUUUGGUCCCGUGGUUUUUUUCCUCAAUAUUUGAGGGUUUUCCACGUUAAAUCUAUGGCGUCUUCUUUAUUUGGUUUUUAUACAUUAAUUUUUCAUA
Messenger RNA from Prosopis cineraria, 3880 nucleotides. RefSeq names its product putative disease resistance protein RGA1. Gene Ontology annotation, molecular function: ADP binding. The record is from RefSeq and is a predicted model, not a curated record. Gene Ontology annotation, biological process: defense response to other organism. Lineage: Eukaryota; Viridiplantae; Streptophyta; Magnoliopsida; Fabales; Fabaceae. The coding region runs from base 1 to 3291 and encodes 1096 amino acids. The transcript has 5 exons.